UCCCGUGUGGUUCCCCCCCAACCCCCCCAUCCCAUCCCAAACCUUUCCCGGGCAUCCUGGGAUGGAGCUGAGCUGCGGAGUGGGGGGCAGCGCAGCCGCACCCCCGGGGCCCGGGCCCCCGCACCCCACCGCAGCCAACCCCCCCCCGCCACCGGAGGGCGAGGAGUACGAGAGCCUGCCCAGCGGAGCCUCCCUCGGCACACACAUGAUGGCCGGGGCGGUGGCGGGCAUCAUGGAGCACAGCGUCAUGUACCCCGUGGACUCGGUCAAGACCAGGAUGCAGAGUUUGCAGCCGGACCCCAAAGCCCAGUACAGGAGUGUGUACGAAGCCCUGAAGAAGAUUGUCCUUACAGAGGGGUUCUGGAGGCCUUUACGGGGGAUUAAUGUCACCAUGCUGGGGGCUGGCCCUGCCCAUGCCAUGUACUUUGCCUGCUAUGAACAAAUGAAAAAGUCCCUAAGUGAGACUCUCCAGCAGGGAGGAAACAGCCACUUGGCCAAUGGGUGUUUUUGUCUCUUGCAGGUAUAGCUGGGAGCGUGGCCACACUGCUGCAUGAUGCUGUGAUGA
Calypte anna (Anna's hummingbird) is the source of this 565-nucleotide messenger RNA. Its product is annotated as mitoferrin-1-like. Gene Ontology annotation, molecular function: ferrous iron transmembrane transporter activity. Gene Ontology annotation, biological process: iron import into the mitochondrion. The transcript is spliced from 3 exons. NCBI's taxonomy places the organism in Eukaryota, Metazoa, Chordata, Aves, Apodiformes, Trochilidae. Gene Ontology annotation, cellular component: mitochondrial membrane. The record is from RefSeq and is a predicted model, not a curated record. The coding region runs from base 62 to 526 and encodes 154 amino acids.